This is a messenger RNA of Ahaetulla prasina, 3113 nucleotides long. Its product is annotated as zinc finger protein 566-like. Gene Ontology annotation, biological process: regulation of transcription by RNA polymerase II. Bases 698 to 2749 code for a protein of 683 amino acids. NCBI's taxonomy places the organism in Eukaryota, Metazoa, Chordata, Lepidosauria, Squamata, Colubridae. The transcript has 5 exons. Gene Ontology annotation, molecular function: DNA-binding transcription factor activity, RNA polymerase II-specific; RNA polymerase II cis-regulatory region sequence-specific DNA binding. The record is from RefSeq and is a predicted model, not a curated record.
CCGCAGGAGGCGGAGAGGCUGCGGGGAAAGUCUGGCGGGAGUGGGGUGAGAUCCAGACGUGCCCCGGGUGAAAGGGGGUCUCUUUCCGUGCAAAGGGAGGCGGAGGAAGGAGAGACCAGCGGCCGGCCCUCCUCCGGGUUCAGCCCCGGAUCCCAUGCUUCCCCCUCUCCAUGCAGGGGGAAGCAGAGCUCCAGAGGAGCAGGAAAAGAACCGGGGAUGCCAGUAAGGCGGCGGGGAUCCGGGGGUCCUUUCCCGGCUCGUGUCCGGUGAAGAGCCCGAGUGGGGGUGAGGAGGGCCGGUCUUGCGGAGGCCCACCAGGAGAGAAGCCGGGAGAGGCAUGAUUACGUGAGCCUGUCUGCUGUCAGAGGGAGACUCGGGUCUCCAAAGGCCACCCUGAAGAAGGAAAGGGGUCAUCUUCAACCAGGGUCAUUUCCUGGCAUUUCAUUUAACUGGAACUGAGCUUUCGUGGUUUGUUCGCCUGUUUUUGCGUUUGGCAGGUGGUGUGAACCCUACUUGGGACCUAAAUGUAGAUCUAGGUUUUAGAAAGGAAGCCCUUUCUUGCAAGUAAAAAUAUAAAAUAUUCCAAAGUUUAGCAGAAUAUGAAACAGACUAUUCUGUAACAGAACCCAUCUUCUGAAUGAAAAGGGAUUUCGACAUCUAAAACAUUCCUUGGAGUUCGUCUAUAGACAGUGACAGGAUGGAGACACAACUUUUAGCAAGUGAGACAACGGAAAAAGAUUCUUCCGCUGUUCAGGAUGGAAGCUGUGGGGAGACACAACUUUUAACAAGUGAGACAACGGAAAAAGAUUCUCCGGCUGUUCAGGAUGGGAGCUGUGGAGAUACACAACUUUUAGCAAGUGAGACAACGGAAAAAGGUCCUUCUGCUGUUCAGGAUGGAAGCCCUGGGGAGAUCUCGGCAAGCACUGGGCAGGAGAUCCUGGAGGAGGAAACCACCAUCCAUUCAGAAGUUCAGCCCCACAACUUCAGGAGUGUCCAGGAGGCUGAGGGUCCCCGAGGACUUUUUAGUCAACUCCAUGAAUUUUCUAGGCAAUGGCUGAAAAGGGAAAAUCACACCAAAGCGCAGAUGCUGGACUUGGUUGUUCUCGAGCAGUUCUUAGCCCUUCUGCCCCCAGAGAUGGAGAGCUGGGUACGGGAGUGUGGAGCAGAGACCAGCUCCCAGGCGGUGGCCCUGGUGGAAGGCCUCCUCCUGAGUCAGGUGGAGGAGCAGGAGUUGCAGUCCGUUGUGGAGAUCGGGGAUCUUGAGGAAAGGAGGAAUCCAAAAAAUCCCUCUCCAGAACUGUUUUUCCGGAGGUUCUCUCAGGAAGAUCCAAGUCAGGACACCUCAGGAGGUCUUUGUGGUGGGGAUGGAGUGGUUAGACCCCCAAAUCAAGAAGGUCCUGUGUCCUUCAAGGAGGUGUCUGUAUAUUUCUCUGAGGAGGAGUGGUCUCAGCUGGAUCCUGACCAAAAAGCGCUGUAUUGGGAAGUCAUGCUGGAAAAUCAUAGGAACGUGGCCUCUUUGGCCGAAGAUGGGCAGGAGAAUAAAUAUUCCUAUGAACUAUUACAAGGGAUAACUGUUGGAGAGAGAAUGGAGACAUCUGCAAUUGGAAUUGAAGUAGAAACAUAUGAGAAAAACCAGUCUGAUAAUUGGAAUCAGGAAAGCUCAUCUUCCACUGAUGCUCUAGUGCAAGACUUUGUGGUCCAACAAGGGAAAAUAAAGGAAUAUAUUGGGAAAAGUGUGAAGCAUAUCAAAGACAAAUUAGAUGCAAAUGGACAAUAUCCAGACCAAACUAAUGGAGAAGGUAAUAUAUUCAGCGACAAUGGAAAAGAUUAUAACUGGACAUUCACUCCUUCUCAUGGAAAUAGGUCCCUUUCAUCUCAAAAUAGGGCCCACGCAGAAGAGAAAGAAUCUAAAAAUUGGGAACAUGGACAGACAUUUAGAAAAGGCAGUCAACUUACUUCCCAUAACUGGAUCCACACAGGUGAGAAGCCAUAUAAAUGCAGAGAGUGUGGCAAGUGCUUCAGAAAAUACAGUAAUCUUAGUUCUCAUAAAAGGAUCCACACAGAGCAGAAUCCACAUAAAUGCAUGGAGUGUGGGAAGACUUUUCCUUAUCCCAGUAAACUUAUUACGCAUGAAAUAGUUCACAAAAAGGAGAAGCCAUAUAAAUGCCGAGAGUGUGGUAAGAGCUUCAAGACAAGCAGGUGUUUCACUUCCCAUAAAAGAAUCCAUACGGGAGAAAAACCCUAUCAAUGCACAGAGUGUGGAAAGAACUUUAGGUUGCGGCAACAACUUACUUUACAUAACUGGAUCCACACAGGGCAGAAACCAUAUAAAUGCAGAGAAUGUGGAAAAACCUUUGCUUAUCCCAGUAAACUUACUACACAUGAAAUAGUUCACAAAAAUGAGAAGCCAUAUAAAUGCAGAGAGUGUGGUAAGAGCUUCAAGGCAAUCAGUUAUCUUACUUCCCAUAAAAGAAUCCACACAGGGGAAAAACCCUAUCAAUGCAUGGAGUGCGGAAAGAGCUUUAGGUCAAAUCAUCAACGUACUUUACACAACUGGAUCCAUACAGGGCAGAAGCCAUAUACAUGCAUGGAGUGUGGAAAGAACUUUGCUCGGAACAGUUCUCUUACUUUACAUAAAAGGAUCCACACGAGAGAAGCCAUAUACAUGCAUGGAGUGUGGGAAGACUUUUGCUCGGAACAGUCAACUUACUUCCCAUACGAUGAACCACACAGGGGAGAAACCAUAUGAACGCACAGACUGUAGAAUGGAUUUCUGUGAAUAUGCAUUGCUUAUAAAACAUAAAAGGACCCACACAGGGGGAAAGCCAUAUAAAUGCAUGGAGUCUGAAAAGAGCUUUGCUUGGAACCAUCAAAUUAGUUGCCAUAAUAGAAUCCACACAGGGAAGAAAUCAUACAAAUGCAUGGCAUGUUGAAAAGGCUUUACUGCAAAUGAUGACCUUAUUUUACAUAAGAAGAUCCAGAAAUUCCAAAGUAGCCGAAUGUUGAUCACAUCAUUGCAGGUCACAUAAUUUUGAGAUGCAGCUGAAAUUCUCUUUUGGGGAGGGGGAGUGCCUUUAAUUUGAACAAAUGUUAAAUAAAUGGUUGUAAAUUGA